Molecule: messenger RNA, 308 nt
Organism: Dentiscutata erythropus
Lineage: Eukaryota; Fungi; Glomeromycota; Glomeromycetes; Diversisporales; Gigasporaceae
Source: the annotation of a GenBank genome assembly
CGAACAUGAAUACAAGACAAAGUUUUACUAUCGCAUUCAAGCUUGAAGUAAUCUCAUAUGCAGAAGAAACCUCAAAUUGUAAAGCUUCUCUGUUUUAUAAGAUUCAUCGAAGAAAUAAUAAAGAUUUAAAUAUAGAGCAAGUGCGAGUUCUUGAAGGUCAUAGCAUGAAAGCAGCAUACUCUAUAUUGGAAAAAGAACUAUUGGAAUUUAUUAAAAAAAGAAGAGAAGAAAAAGGCACAGUAACUACAUCAAUAAUUAUAAAAGAAGCCAAACAUUUUAGUGAAACUAUGAAUAUUAGUGGUCCCUGA